GCCUAAUUCAGUUUCCAAUGAUUUGGAUUUGAAAUGAGUAAUUACAUAUUUUGUCUGUUCCUAAUUGGUUAUUUGGGAAUUGUUUAUUGUAAACAUUUGCCUACUUAUAUAACGCCAUGCAAAAAAGCCAAUCCAAAUGAAGGAGAUUGUUCUUUGAAAAGUGCAGCUGCAGCGAUUCCAUAUUAAGCCAAAGGUGAUAAAGAAUAUAAAAUCCCCGUAUUAGAUCCGUUAAAAUUACCCCAUCUAGAGUUGAAUAGUGGCCCAAAUCUGAGACUUACUUUGACCGAUGUUUCACUUUUCGGUUUGUCGAAAAUGGAAGUGGCCUAUCAUAACGUUGAUCCAAAAGCUCAACGGGUGAAUAUUGUUUUCAAAAACGACUUUUUAACACUGUCCAGCCAGUAUACGAUAUCAGGACAAAUUCUUAUCUUGCCUAUAACAGGAAGUGGAGCUGCAAAUAUGACAUUUUACGAUAGUUCAUUUAAUUAUACUUUCAACUACAAAUUGAUAAACAAACCGGACGGAAAGGAGUAUGCAAACAUUACAGCUUCUUCAACGGAUCUUGAUGUUACAAAAGCCUAUUUUCACUUGGACAACUUGUUCAAUGGGAACAAAGAAUUGGGUGAUAAUAUGAAUAAAUUUCUCAAUGACAAUGCCAAAGAAGUGAUAAGGGAUAUGGGAUAUCCAGUGGUCAUAGAGCUUAUACAAGUGCUAGCUGCGGAAGUAGUGCAAGCUAUAUUUUCAGUAGUUCCUUAUGAUGAACUUUUGCCACCUUAAUACAGCUAAAGGAAACAAAAUAAUUCAUAAAGAUAUCUGAUUGUCUAAAACUAAUUACCAAAUUUUUCAUAUAAAUGAAACUAAUUUUUAGUUUACCUACGUUUAACUUUCAGCAGAAUGUAUGGACACAAUGGCAUAUUUCCUAUUAAAAGUAUUUAAAAUAAAUCUGAUCAACAUUAUUAUACUUAAGGCUGUUUUGUUUAGCAUUUUAUUAAUAUAUCUAUACAUAUUGUCAACUAGCGGCUUAGGAAAGGAGGACCCGG
Messenger RNA from Ceutorhynchus assimilis (cabbage seed weevil), 1037 nucleotides. The record is from the annotation of a GenBank genome assembly. NCBI's taxonomy places the organism in Eukaryota, Metazoa, Arthropoda, Insecta, Coleoptera, Curculionidae.